AGCGCUGCUCUGCGAGGAUAUAAGGCCCAAAUUGGACUAAAAAAAACCUGGACUACCGUUUACUGGCCGACCUGUGUGCAUGCGUAAAGACGCACUUGGAGCUGGAUCUCACGGUUCUGCUUUGGAUUCGGGUAUCAGGUUCAGCAUGAACUCCUUGAAUUUCUGCGGGACGUCCGGCGGCGGCGUGUACCCCUUCCACGGAGUUAACUCCAUGCUGGUGGACCUGCGCCACCAGAUGGCGGAGCAGUACCACGCAUACUCUGCAGCAGGUCCCACAGUGCACACACUCACUGUGGCGGAGAGGCUGGCAGAGCUCAUCCUCGAGGCUCGCUAUGGUAACCAGCAGAAGCAGCGCCGCAGCCGCACUGCAUUCACAGUGUCGCAGCUGCAGGCUCUGGAGAAAGCCUUCCAGCAGACGCAGUACCCAGAUGUUGGCAUGAGAGAGAGGCUGGCUGUUUGUAUAAACCUGCCCGAGGCUCGCAUUCAGGUGUGGUUCAAGAACAGGAGGGCAAAGUUUCGUAAAGGUCAACGAUGCUCCCCUCUGUCCAGAGACCAGAGUCUGGAGGAAGCUCCACAUCACAGCAAAGCAGGACAUGAGGACAUCAAGGCUAGAGACAAACAGGACAUCACCUUAUCAUGCGGUGACAGGAGCAUCCCAUCGGCGCCUCCUCCUCCUGAUGUGACCAAAAGCAGGGAUUUAGACUCUGACACCUCACAGUGCCCCCUACAACUUCCCUCUCCUCCGCUUUUCCCCUUCAUGGCAGGAGAGUGUUACAGUCACACACCUCACCAGCCAGUUGUAGGAGUGCUGUCCACUGAGCUCGCCUUCCCUCCGGUGUUCUGGCCCGUCAUACAGCAGCACAGCUCCACCCUCGGGAUUCCUACAUUGUCACUUACAAAAAACUGUAGCGUCUCCCUUCAGACUCCUUGCUCUAGUAAAGCAGUGCAACAUCCGCAUCUGGGGCUGUAAGUGAUGUGGACACCUGAAGCAGUCCUGUGAGAGACAAACCUGAAACCUGCUGAAAGUAUACGUUUAUAUUCUGUGAGUUUCACCUGUCUGCAUAAACGGCUGUAACACUCUGUACUUUCACAGUUCAUUUUUCCUAAUCUGCUCAGCGCUAUAUAGCUUGUUACACUGCUAAGUACUAGGAUUAGGGGUAGACAAUUAAAAAACAUAGCAAAAGCAUUUGGGAAAAGUCAUUUUGUAACUGAGCACUGAAGCAUAGAAAUGUUAAAUAAAAUCACUGGCACCU
This is a messenger RNA of Haplochromis burtoni (Burton's mouthbrooder), 1253 nucleotides long. RefSeq lists its product as uncharacterized. The transcript has 4 exons. Gene Ontology annotation, molecular function: DNA-binding transcription factor activity, RNA polymerase II-specific; RNA polymerase II transcription regulatory region sequence-specific DNA binding. Lineage: Eukaryota; Metazoa; Chordata; Actinopteri; Cichliformes; Cichlidae. The record is from RefSeq and is a predicted model, not a curated record. The coding region runs from base 80 to 970 and encodes 296 amino acids. Gene Ontology annotation, biological process: regulation of transcription by RNA polymerase II.